AUGUUGAAUAUCUUGUUUCCAAAGGAUGCGUUCAAUAAUGGCGCGCCACAGGAGUCUGUGCCUAUUUAUCAGCGGCGCUUCGGUUACCCAGAGGACGACCUCCCGCUACUGGAGGAAUUAGGCAUAUUUCCCCACCAGAUCCGCUGUAAGGCCUGGGCGGUGUUGAAUCCCUUCAAGGCGAUGGCACAAGAGGCGGUGGAGGAUAUGGACCUCGCUGGUCCAAUUGUAUUUGCUGUCACCCUCGCCUUCUUGCUGUCCCUGCAGGGAAAAAUUCAGUUUAGCACCAUUUACGGUCACUCGGUGCUCGGCAUCAUCUUUAUGAAGGUGCUGCUCUCGCUCAUGACGGACCGCUGCGUGCCGCUACAGUUUGUGAUUAGCGCGCUGGGUUAUGGGCUUAUCCCUAGCAUUGUGCUGGCUGCCUGUCACUCGCUGGUGUACUGGCUGAUUGGCUACGUGGGUAAAACAAUGCUGCCGCCCGCGUUGCUGAUCGUGCUGUGGUCUGCGUUAUGUGCGACAGCAAUGUUGGUGAACGGUCUUUCGAUGGAGCAGCAGCGCUAUCUUAUUCUGUACCCCAUCUUCCUUUUCUACGCCGUCUUUGCAGCGCUGACAAUCUUUUAG
This is a messenger RNA of Trypanosoma grayi, 618 nucleotides long. RefSeq names its product membrane protein YIP1. The record is from RefSeq and is a predicted model, not a curated record. The transcript has a single exon. NCBI's taxonomy places the organism in Eukaryota, Euglenozoa, Kinetoplastea, Trypanosomatida, Trypanosomatidae. Gene Ontology annotation, cellular component: trans-Golgi network. The coding region runs from base 1 to 618 and encodes 205 amino acids. Gene Ontology annotation, biological process: vesicle fusion with Golgi apparatus; endoplasmic reticulum to Golgi vesicle-mediated transport.